Molecule: messenger RNA, 738 nt
Organism: Temnothorax curvispinosus
Lineage: Eukaryota; Metazoa; Arthropoda; Insecta; Hymenoptera; Formicidae
Product: golgin subfamily A member 6-like protein 1
Exons: 3
Coding region: 67-738 (223 amino acids)
Source: RefSeq, a predicted model, not a curated record
GAGGUUAGAGGUAAAAAUAGAAGUAGAGUGAGAAAAAGGAACGCCCCGAAAGAAAAACGGAUAGAAAUGACAGGAAGGGAGAGUAUGACGAGGACCGAACAAAGGGCGGAGGAAAAGGACUGGAUACAAGAAGUUAUAAAGGAAAUAAGGGAGGUAGGACAGAAGAUAGAGCGGCAGACCAGAAAAAUGAAGAAAGAAAUGAAAGAGAUGAGAAGACAAAUGGAAGGGCUGGAGAAACGACAAAGGAAGAUCGAAAAGAGCGAGGAGCAGGAAGAGACAGAGGAAAGAGAUUCGGAUGAGAGCAGUGAACGAUGGGAGGAAGAGACGGAAGAGGCGAGGGAGUGCAGCGACGGAGCGGUAAAGGGGAAGAAGGCAGUAGAAGAGGAAGAAGAGUGCGGCGUCGAGGGAUGGAACGAGGGAGUAUGGAGAGAAAGCUGGUGGAAAGAGAUAGAGAAAGAAGAAGAAAGGGAAAAGGAGAAAAGGAAGUGGAAGGAAGAUGCAAAAAGAAAUGAGGUCAGAAAGAGUGAUGAUGAAUUAAAUAAAAGAGAAGAGGAAAGAGACUAUAAAGAAAGGAGUGAGACCAAAGGAGACAAAAACGAGAGAAAAGUCAGAAGCAAAGAAAAGGAAAGUAAAAGCGAGAAAGAAAAGGCACGACGAACAGCAGAAGACAUGGAGGAGGAUAUAAACUUUCCAAUAUUGCUAGCACGUCGAGAAUUUAUAGAGACUCAAGUACUGUGA